AUGGAUCCGAUUCUUUUUGAGGCUGCCAAGAAUGGACAUAGUGAUUCUUGUCUGAGUACUUUCGAAAACGUGGAUCCAAAGACUCAAGUGACCAUCCGAAAAGACACUAUUAUGCAUGUAGCGGUCAAAUAUGGAAACAAAGAAUCAACACAGCAAAUCCUAGACUUAUAUCCUUGGCUCCUCCAUGAGACCAACCACAGCGGUGACACUCCCCUCCACGUCGCGGCAAGGUUAGGGCAUUCGGACUUGGUGAAGCUAAUUACUAGCUUUCUUAAAAACGACCAACGAGGAGGAGGAGGAGCAGGAACAUUUCCACUCCGAGCUUUGAAUGAGAAGAAAGAUACAGCGUUGCACAACGCAGUGAAAUAUGGACACUCUGAUGUGGUCAUUUCACUAAUCGAGGAAGAUUCAGGUUUGGUUUAUAUCAGCAAUGAUUCGGGAGAAUCACCUCUGUUCAUAGCUGUGGAUAAAGGAUUUUACAAAGUUGCUAACUCCAUCUUAGGUUCCAUCUCUGAUUUGUGCCGUAGUUACGGAUUGGGGAGGGAUAACAUGACUGUGAUGCAUGCAGUAGCUUUUGGAGUACCUGAUGAUCAAGUGCUUGUGACCAAACUAUUAGAGAAAUGUAAUGCUGAAUUCUUAGAAGAAAAGGACAAACGUGGAAGGACAGCUCUUCACUACGCUGCAUAUGUUGGAAAUAGCAAAGUUGUGGAGCUAUUUUUGAAGCAUAACAGAUCCAUUGCUUACAUUAAGGACGACAAUGGCAUGUCUGCAAUGCACAUUUCUGCAAUGAAAGGUCAUAUUGAUGUGAUAAACGAAUUGGUUAAGCAUUGCCCAGAUGUUUGUGAGUUAUUGGACAAUAACAACCAAACACCUUUACAUGUGGCCGUUCAAAGCGGAAGAGUAGACACAGUAUGGAAUUUUCUACAUAGAAGUGAUCACUUUGAUGGUAUUAUGCCUAAUGAGCAAGACAACCAAGGAAAUACGCCAUUGCAUGUAGCUGCUCUUAAUGGACACCUUGAAAUUCUAAUGAUGCUAGCAAAAGACCCCAGAGUUGAAAAAAAAGCUAGCAAUCACAUGGGGAUGACUGUUAUUGAGAUUAUUCAAUCAAGUACGCAGCUGCCUAUUUAUGACAAGGUAAAUAUAUAA
Molecule: messenger RNA, 1146 nt
Organism: Humulus lupulus (European hop)
Lineage: Eukaryota; Viridiplantae; Streptophyta; Magnoliopsida; Rosales; Cannabaceae
Product: protein ACCELERATED CELL DEATH 6-like
Exons: 2
Coding region: 1-1146 (381 amino acids)
Molecular function (GO): protein binding
Source: RefSeq, a predicted model, not a curated record